AUGGACGCUGGAAUACGACAGUUGUCGGGCCAGGACAUUCUCAAGGAAGCGGCUACUCCGAAGCACGCUGCGAGGCACACAACAAAAGUCGAAAUCCUAGAUCUAGAAGAGUUGAAAGACUACCAAGGGCGCAAGAGAGCCGAAUUUGAAAAUGUGUUAAAGGUUAAAAGACUCGAUGUCAAACAAUGGAUUCGUUAUGCUCAGUUUGAAGUUCUACAGCACGAUCUCCGAAGAGCCAGGUCUAUCUUUGAAAGGGCGUUGCAGGUCAACAAUAGCUAUGUGCCCUUAUGGAUCAAAUACAUUGACUGCGAGCUGAAAGCCAAAAACAUCAACCACGCUAGAAAUCUCCUAGACCGAGCUACCAAUCUGCUACCGCGCAUCGAUAAACUGUGGCUAAAAUACGUAAUUGUCGAGGAGUCACUAGGCAAUCUACCCAUUGUCAGAGCUUUGUUCAGCAAGUGGUGUUCUUUGGAACCUGGACAUAACGCAUUCGACGCGUUCGUGGAGUUUGAGACGAGGUGCGGAGAGUUUGAAAAUGUACGAAAAGUUUAUUCUCGCUAUGUGUUAGUGCAUCCAGGUGUAAAAACCUGGCUGCGGUGGAUAGCCUUUGAAAAAAAACAUGGUGAUGUCAACUCAAUACGACAAGUUUUAUCUUUGGGACUAGACACAUUGGGCCUUUAUGAGUCUACUAGUGACAGUGAUAUUGCGUCUAUUGUGCGAACCUUUGCUGAAUGGGAAGCUACUCAACAGGAAAGUGAACGCGCGAGUGCUCUGUAUCGACUGGCAACUGAGAAGUGGCCAAAUAAUGAACUUUUAGUGUCGGAACGAGUUCGGUUUGAGAAAAUGUAUGAUCUCAGUACUAAUUUAGACACGUCUAUCACAGAAAAGCGAAAAAUGGAGUAUGAAAACAUUCUCAGAAAAAACUCCAGAGACUAUGAAACUUGGUGGGUUUACCUAGAUCUACUUCAGAAACAUUAUGCAAGCGAAUAUGAAAUAGCACUUGGAAAUUCAAUUGCAAGCAACGCUCCUGAAGAUGAGGCCAAGACUUUAACUUGGCGAAGAUACAUCUAUCUGUGGAUUCGCGCCUUAACUUUCUUUGAGCUGAGCGCAGGAAACUAUGAAAGAACUCGAGAAAUUUUCGAAACAUUGAUAAAAGACGUCAUACCGAACAGCAGCUUCACAUUUGCCAAGAUUUGGAGGCUUUACGCCAAUUUUGAGCUGCGUCAAAGCAACUUGACCACAGCGCGCAAGAUCUUAGGUUAUGCGCUGGGAACAUGCCCGAAGAAUAAAAUAUUCAAAGACUACAUCCAGUUGGAAAUACAACUAAAAGAGUUUGAUCGGGUGCGCAAGCUUUAUGAGAAGUUUAUUUCCUUCAAUCCCUAUGCUGUUUCCAACUGGCUGGCGUAUGCUGAAUUGGAAGAUAACCUGGGUGACGAGGAUAGAGCCCGUGCUAUCUUUCACUUGGCGGUAUCAGAGGAAAUUGGAUUGGAGCAUCAAGAUCAGGUAAAGAUUUUGAGAGAGCUCAUAAAUUUUGAGAUUUCAGUGGGCGAAUAUGCGAGGGCUGAAAGUGUUUACAGAAAACUAUUGACUAUGAGCUCGUAUGAUGCCAGCAUGUGGAUUGAUUUGGCAAUCUUUCAAAGUUCUGUUCCAACUGAAGAGCAGCUUAUUCAGGAAGCGAACAAUGAUAACGAAGACGAAGACACUCUGGAAGUCACUGACAUUCACAAACUGAAUACUAGAAAAGUUUUCGAAGAAGCUCUUUCGUAUUACAAAGAAAUGAACGAUAAGGAGGGCAGAUAUGCAAUCUUGAAAGCAUUGAGAGCUUACGAAGAUGUGCAUGGAACAAUAGAAACUCAGGCUGCAACUAAGGAGAGACUUCCUGUCGAGAAAUCAAAGACAAAGCGUGAGGGGGGCAUCGAUGUGGAAUACGUUGACCUUGAGUUCCCCGAAGAUGCGACUGGUGAAAUUGCGACCGAUAGAAAAUCAAAACUUUUGGCUAUGGCUCAAAAAUGGCAACGAGGAAAAGAAUCUUCAUAA
Molecule: messenger RNA, 2037 nt
Organism: Lachancea nothofagi CBS 11611
Lineage: Eukaryota; Fungi; Ascomycota; Saccharomycetes; Saccharomycetales; Saccharomycetaceae
Source: the annotation of a GenBank genome assembly